Messenger RNA from Oreochromis aureus, 4450 nucleotides. RefSeq names its product tumor necrosis factor alpha-induced protein 2-like. The transcript is spliced from 14 exons. NCBI's taxonomy places the organism in Eukaryota, Metazoa, Chordata, Actinopteri, Cichliformes, Cichlidae. Gene Ontology annotation, cellular component: exocyst. The record is from RefSeq and is a predicted model, not a curated record. Gene Ontology annotation, biological process: exocyst localization; exocytosis. The coding region runs from base 151 to 2325 and encodes 724 amino acids. Gene Ontology annotation, molecular function: SNARE binding.
CUCCCUCCCCCCGCGUGCGAUCACGCACUCUCAAUUACUGGCCAGACCUGAACUAGAAAUCGAAAGUAGGUGAAGCGAGAAGAAACUGCGAGAUUUUCUAUUACCUGUGUCAAACCGGAGUUGGGUAGAUAAUGAAAUAAAACGUCACACAUGAUGGACAAGUCCACCGAGAACCUCAGCAAGAAGAACAGCAUGAUUGAGAAGCUUAGAAGGAGCUUGCGGCGUCAAACGCGGAAGAAUCCUCCGUCACCUGGUGGCGAGGAAUCCAAUGUCCUACGUAAAUUACAUACAACUGCAAAGAACUCAGACUCUGCGGCUUCACCACAGCCUCCGUCACCCAGUCUGAAUGAUGGCUCUGCAUCCACCUCUCCGAACAACAACCAGAAAAAAGAGGAUGAUGAGUCAGAUGUUUCUUCUCACAAAUCCAGAACACUAACACGGUCGAACACAGAUCCCACUACGUCCACUGUUAAGAGAAUGAAAGAAUCUUUUUAUUUUAAAUGGAAAAAGAGCGAAGAUAAAGCCACCUCGAUUGAGGAAAAAGUGACUCCUACUUUUGAGGAAUACCUUGAAAGACAAUACCUGUUCGAAGCCACUCAACUGUUGAUAGACAGGGAGAAAGAUCUGUUUCGGGAGAUAACCGAGGCUGAUGCAAUGAAAGAUCACGAGGAAGCAGUAAAAAAGCUUGCUGCAGACUAUGAAGCCCUUGAAAAGCGUAUAGAGCAGACCGUGCAGCAGAGUCUUUCUCUCAGCAGUGAGGAAGAGGUGUCUGCUUUGAUAUCAGCAGUGAAAGCCAUCAACCUUGAGGAAGAGCAGGACCAGCUGCGGAAACAAAGAUGUCAGACUCCACCAGCCUGGAGGCCCAAGAAGUGGAAGGAGCACCAUGACAAAGUGCUUCAUGAAUUAGUGUAUAGUCGUUUGGAGAACCCAUCAAGCCCCACUGGUGACCAGGAGAACCAGUCCUCGAUCCAGGCAGACAUCCAGUCCAUGGGCAAGCAGCUGAAGGAGGACCUGCAGUGGGUGGUGGAGGUGGUGAAGAACUGCUACCCACCAGAGAUGGACAUCUGUAACUUUUAUGCAAGACAGUACCAUCAAACUUUCAGCGCAAGACUCAAAAAGAUUGCAGACUUUGUUCUGGAUGACAAGGACUGCAGUUUCCUCCUGCGAUGGGUGAAGGAGUUUUAUCCAGGAAUCCUUGAAAAACCUGAGCUGGCCAGUAAUAUCAAUACUGAAGCGCUGGGAAACCUGCUUCCUGACGAGUUACUGAAACCUCUGGAGGAGCAGUACCUCAGCAAACAACAGAGCGACCUGAUGAUUUAUAUUGACCGAGUAUUGGAUGAAGCGAAGAAAGAGUGGGAUCAAGGAAAGGAGCCGACAAGAGAUGAUGGUUGCUACGUCAGUCCUGUGGCCUAUGAUGUCAUCCAGUUUAUCAACGGCAUCGUGACAUCAGCACAUAUAACUGUAAGAGACCCGCACAAGGCCCAGAAAAUAACAUCCAACCUGACAGACUUCAUGCAGAGGUAUAAAGAGUUUCAUGAAGACAUCUUAAGGCAGAACAAACCGCACAGCAAAGCUUUCAUAAAGGCAAACCUCAGCUGUGUCAAACAGUUCAGGGACUUCCUUGUGGAGCACGAUCUGUUCCCAGAGAAUGUGCGGGAAAAAUGUUUGCAGGUCCUGACUGAGAUGAAACAGUCUGCCCACACUUAUUUAUUAACUCCUGUGCACAAGAUCCUCAAGCCACACUACCAGAAGGUGGGAACCAGUGACUGGCUGAAGAAGAACACAUUUAAGAAGCUGCUGAAUAGCACUGAAGAAGAGCUUCGAGAACUUCAGGGUUCCAGUCAGUCCUCUUACCAGGAGCUGAUUGGUCAGCUUUACCAGGAAGUGGCAGAAGAAUAUGUCCGGAGGCUCCUGAAAGGAAAGAUCAAAUUAAAGAACAACAAAAAGCAGAAGAAGGCUUACGAGACUGUGAAAGGAAAUGCAGAGAAACUGCACGAGCUGUUUGCCAAAAUGGGAUCCAAACAAGACUGGUUAAAGGAAAUCCUGACCAAGAUUGCAGAAGUGCUAAGACUCCAAGACAUUCCUGCCAUACAGAUGCAAAUCGUUUCACUAGGAUCUGCUUAUCCUGACCUCAGUGAAGAACAUGUUUCGGCUCUGCUCAAACUCAAAACAAACCUCUCUAACGCCGACAUGAAUACCAUCACAUCCACUGUGCUGGACAUACUAAGAGAAAGCUAUACUGGUGGUGAAACCCGGAUGUUUUUCUCCAAUGUUAAAGUGAUGAGCCCUUCAUUUCCAUCAUGUAUAACAUCAUGCCGUGGAUAAGAUGAGUUGAAUUCUAGUGCUUUCAGUCUGUCAGUAAGGAUGUACAAAGUGGCUGGACAUGGACAAGCCUGAUUCAAAUGUUACUGGUACUAUGCUAAUAACAAACAUCAGACUGUGUGUGUCCACAUGUGACCAGAUUGCAGGAGACAAUCUUUUCCUCUCUGCAUUUUUGCAUUUUGUGUUGUAUUGUGAAAUGUGCUCUUUGCAUGAUGCUACAGUACUUUAGAAUUUAAUGACUCUGUAUCUUUUAAUAUGUUAGAUUUGUCUCUAAAAGACGAUGUCACGAUUUUUGAGGCAAACCGUGUGGAGACGAGAGAUGUGGACCCAAGAAAUAGAUGCAGGAGAAUGUUUAAAUUGAAGACGAGCCUUUAUUAGCACUAGAAAAGCAACUAGCAAGGGGAACAGUCACUAGCGAGGGACACUAACAAAACCUAGACUGGGAGAAGCUAACAUGAAACCUGAAACAAAGAAUGAGGAAACCUGAAAACUGGAAACACAGGUAGAGGAACGCAGGAAAAGAUGAACAGGGGGUGAUACAGACGCUCUGACAAGGAACAGAGGUUAACACACUAAAUAUACACACAAGACAACGUGACAAAACACUGAAAACAGGACACAAGACUCGCCAAAGUAAAAUAGAAAACAUGAGACGAUUGUAUAGGAAUUUCUUUUACUUAUGUAUUAAUCACAUUAUUUUAUUGUAUAAUGCCUUGGUGCCACUGGAUUUUAACAUGUCUCACACUCAUACAGUAAGACAAAUGGUGGGGGUCUAGUAAAGAAGUUGGGGGCAAGCAGACAACUCCACAGGAAGAAUCUUUUGUCUCUUAGAGGACUCUGGGAGGAAGUAAGGGAGUGUGAACCUUAAGGUGUGAAACAGCUGUGUACUGCCUUUUGUUCCUGAAGAAGGUAUUUAACUGAGAGCCAUGUUAGGCUCGUGAGACUCUGCUGACCGUUUGCCCCGCGAUCAUGCAGGCUCUCCACCAACUUGGUUUUCUGUUCUUUGUGUUUGAUUAAAGAAUGUUAGCUACCGCUCACCGCUCAUCUGCAGGCUUUAUUUAAUGGAAAACUUCCACAAGAAAAUGGCGUCACGAACAGGAUGGUCCGUGUGGUCGCUGAACAAUGGUUCAGUGGACGGGCUGAUCACCCCUGAGGGAAAAGGUACCUUUGUCCUACCAGCUGUUGAAGCAAAGGAAACGGAGGAGUCACGGAGCCGUAUGUUUUAGCCACCACCGAGACCAUCAACUUUGAGGGGACUCCUGCAGAUGGGUGAGUUGUAGCUAACUUGUAACAAGUCACAAGAGUUUUGUGUCUGGCCAAGGAGGUGAGCAUGUUGCGACCUUUGGGGAGCUCAAGAAGGUGAACAUGUUACGACCUUCCAGGGCAAGAGCUCCGAAGGAGUCUUCGUGUAGAAUCACGGAGUGACAUCCCUAGCGUCUCCUAAAAGAUCCUAACUUCUUUAAAGGAGACUGGGGGUGGCGGUGUUCGUUCCUUGGUCCGUAGAAGGCAAGGAACCUCACGGGGGACGCCUCGUGUAGUAAAAUGGGAUCUAGAUCCAGUAAGGCAGUCAGCGGAGUCGGAUUAGCGGCUCGAGAGGCGGCUGCGACAAGCGCUCCACCGGGCAGCCAGAGACAAAACUCAGUGCGUGACUGUAUGGUAAGAACUGUGGGUAAAAGUAUGUUGUGUAAGAUGGCAGAGAAUGGUUGUGUGAGAAAGGGUUCCCUGAGCAUGAACCAGUUGAAAGUUAGAAGAACAGUUGGGGGGAAAAGGAAAAGAAAUGUUGAACAAGUGAGUUAAUAGGUUGAUGUGUGGGUGUAAAAACAGUGAAAAAUGGGUUUAAAAAUGUUGAAAAUGGGGAACAAAAACAAGGAAAAAAAAAAGAGAGGAGUGUAGAAAUGUGUGUAAAAGUAAUCGUCUCCAACUAGCGGAAGGUGGUGGUACUGCAGGCCACCAGCUCCCCUAGGGUGGACACACACACACACAAAAUUAGCAGAAUUGUUGAUGAAAAUAAGCAAUAAAAAUAGGAAGAGGGUUUGGUGUUUUUUCAACGUAGAACAACUACAAUCUCUCUGGGUUUUUAAGAAAGGGGAGUUCAGAACCAGAGAGAGGAGACGUGUUGUUUUAAGCA